AUGGCAGCAGAAGCCAACGGAACAGCCACAGUCACGCCCAGCUCUGGUGCUGGCGAACUCCUGCCAGGGCAGCCCCUCAGCCUAACCCAGCCUGGGCAGAUAAGUCCACCCCAGAAGGUGACCCAGCCCGGGCUUCUGGCUCCAAACUGGCACCAGGAGAAGGCCCAGAGGAGGAGCCGCCUUCUCCGGGAGCUGGGCGCCUUCCAUGUCAUCGUCGCUGUGCUGCACCUGUUCUUGGGUGCUUACCUGCUCUCCAGAGUCAAGAGCCUUCACCUGGUGGUGCUAAAGUCCUGGUAUCCAUUUUGGGGUGCUGCCUCUUUUGUCAUUUCAGGGAUCUUGGCAAUAACAAUGAAGACCUCUCCUAAAAUGUGUCUGAAGGAGUUAUGCCUGAUGGCAAACCUCAUCAGUUUCUUCUGUGUGCUGUCCGGCCUCUUUGUCAUUGCCAAGGAUCUCUUUCUGGAGAGCCCAUUUGAGUCCUCAAUCUGAAGAAUGUACCCCAACACCACA
This is a messenger RNA of Galeopterus variegatus (Sunda flying lemur), 507 nucleotides long. It is a transcript of the gene MS4A10, whose product is annotated as membrane-spanning 4-domains, subfamily A, member 10. The transcript is spliced from 4 exons. The record is from RefSeq and is a predicted model, not a curated record. Lineage: Eukaryota; Metazoa; Chordata; Mammalia; Dermoptera; Cynocephalidae. The annotation marks the transcript as partial. Gene Ontology annotation, cellular component: plasma membrane. Gene Ontology annotation, biological process: cell surface receptor signaling pathway.